CCUUUUUAUUUUUUGAAAAGCUCCGUGGAGUUGUUGCUCGCAUGGCGGAUUCUCUAUACCCACUAGCAUAGUUUCAGGUUGCUAAGGAAACCAAUUGAUGGCGCUUCUUCAAAGACCAUUUCUCGUGCUCCUUCUUAUAGUAACUCAUCAAUUCUUGCAAUAUUGGGUUGCUUUUGGAUCGGUCAAUGAAGAAUGCCAAAAACAAGAAGAAUUCAAUGAGGAACUACUCUUGAAGCCAUUGCCAGAUCGCAAAGCUUUGGCUCAUUUCCAUUUUCAAAGCUCUGCCCCUCCUUCUACCUCGAAUGGACGCCAUCAUCAUUUAUUUCCCAAAGCCAUUUCUCAGUUGGUUCAGAAAUUUCAAGUUAAGGAAAUGGAGCUGUCUUUCACACAAGGCCGCUGGAACUAUGAAAGCUGGGGUGGAUUUGAUCCCAUAUCAAGCAGCAAUGCAAAGCCCCCUGGUGUUGAGUUAUGGGCUGUCUUUGAUGUACCACAACAUCAGAUUGAUGCUUCGUGGAAGAAUUUAACGCACUCUCUCUCAGGUCUUUUCUGUGCCUCAAUAAACUUCCUAGAGUCUACUACAACUUAUUCUGCCCCAGAAUGGAGUUUUCCACCUGCUUCAGGCAAUUUGAGGUAUGGUACAUUGCCUCGUGAAGCUGUUUGCACAGAGAAUCUAACUCCAUGGCUGAAGUUGCUUCCUUGUCGGGACAAAGAUGGGCUUGCCAAGUUACUGGAUAGGCCAUCAAUUUACAGAGGUUUUUAUCAUUCUCAGCGGUUGCAUUUGACAUCAACUGGAUCUGGUUCAGAGGGGAUGGAUUCAGGCAUUAUAUUAGAACAGACACUUACAGCUGUUCUCCGGCCUAAUAGUCGAAGAGCCAGUAUGGCCCAUGCUCGUGAAAAACAUAUUCAACCAAGCUGGUCUCUUAGUUCAAUUUUUGGGAAACAAGUUAGUGGAAGAUGUGUUCUUGUGAAGUCUAGUAAUGUGUAUCUUUUACUGGACAGAGGUUUAGUGUCUGAACUGAAGCAUCUAUAUAAAGAGAAUGAAAAGCUUGUAGCAAAUGAUUUGGCCACUAAGAAUUUUUGGACUAAUCCCAGCUUUGAGUUGUCUGCUAAACCAGAAAGGGUAUUUAUAGAAGAAAACAGUAUGCAUAGCAACAGCUCAUCCAUUUUGUACAAGUUCCCAGUCGAGAAAUACAGUGAAUCUGAGCCAUUUGAUCUUGGCGUUAUUUGGAAGGAUCCUGUAGUUUGGUUAUGUCAACAAGCACCAUUACGUGCUAGUAGGUUCUUGAUGGGAAGUGGGAAUGAGAGGGGUACCAUUGCUAUUUCCUUAAAAUCUACACAAUUGAGUGAGGGCUUCAUGGGUGCUAAUGCCAAUGAUAAAAGGUGUGAAUUGCGAGUUUAUGUUUUUCAAGUUGUGCCUUGGUAUGUUAAGGUCUAUUUCCAUUCUCUGCAAGUGUUUGUCGAUCAACAACCUAAGGCUGUUUCAGAUAUUAUUGAGAAGAUAAAUGUUUCACCUUCCAAAGACAAAGUGUCUCCUGGUGUAAUGGAAGUGGUUUUGAAACUUCCUUGCAGAGUUACAUCAGCUGCUUUAACCAUAGAGUUUGAUAAGGGUUUUUUACAUAUUGAUGAAUAUCCCCCUGAUGCUAAUCAAGGAUUUGACAUACCAUCAGCUAUUAUAAGCUUUCCAAACUUCCAUGCAAGCAUGGUUUUUCUCGAAGAUGACUCUUUGAACAAGUCACCCUUAUUGUCAAAGUUUCAGGAAAAAAGUCCUGUAAUGUCUUACACAGAAGUAUUAUUGGUACCUUUGACAACACCUGAUUUUAGCAUGCCUUACAAUGUUAUCGCAAUCACGUGCAUGGUGUUUGCAUUGUAUUUUAGAUCAUUGGUCAAUGUACUACGAAGGCGUGUUGCUGAGGAGGAGAGAUUUCUUAAAGACAAAGCUGCCAGAAAAACUGGUUGGCCACUUCCGCUGCUAUCAAAGUUGUCUGCCAAGCUUAGAGGUCGUCAGUGGGAGCCACCGCAUUCAGCCCCAGCUUCGUCAUCCUUCAUUAACUCAAAGUUAGUCUUCAAAGUCAUACUAGUAGCUGGACUUGCUGUAGGUUGGCAAUACUAUUUUUCAUGAAGUUAAAACAUAUAGAAGUUUUCAGUGUACAAUACGAGAAAAACAAUCCCAGAAUUAGUGAGAAGAUCAUGUUUUUCCAGAAUCCCAUGUGACUCAAUUUUGUAUCAUUUUCUUUUACAAUUUAACAAUUCAUACCAGAUUGCUUUCGUACUAUAAAUUGCAGUGGCUGCAUCAGGAUGUUCCAAUGA
Durio zibethinus is the source of this 2307-nucleotide messenger RNA. RefSeq lists its product as uncharacterized. The record is from RefSeq and is a predicted model, not a curated record. Gene Ontology annotation, biological process: attachment of GPI anchor to protein. Lineage: Eukaryota; Viridiplantae; Streptophyta; Magnoliopsida; Malvales; Malvaceae. Gene Ontology annotation, cellular component: GPI-anchor transamidase complex.